AUGAGCUACAUUGCCACUACGGUAGUUUUUCUCAGCGUCUUUGCUCACCCGUCUAGCUGUUUUUCAGGAGACAGAGUGAAGCUGACCGACGUGCAGACUCUCACCUUGCGGCAAGGACAGUACACAACUGGACGUCGGUCGCACCCGGUGCCACAGCUUAACUGCCGUGGUGGCAGCGCGGGUUGCCAAGACCAGCCUUCAGUCGUGCAAUGCUACAACCGGGGCACUGAUGGCAGAGACGUACAGGAAGGAUACGAUUAUCCGCAAGACGAAUACAUCCUGGUUGGAUCUUGUGGCCUAGAGUACUAUCUGGAAAAGACUUCAUAUGGCGGUCGCUCAUCGAACGGCGCUGGAAACGCUAAUCUAUUCGGGAGUGUCCACCGUACCCGCCAGAACCUUACAUCGUGCGAUGCUGGCUACCGACCAUUAAUAAACUACCCAGCCGCCGAGCAAUGUGCACCACCUCCACCUUACUACCCAGGAGGCAACCCUCCGGCAUACAACCCAAACUACGUCUCAGCAAGGUGGGCCCCGACAGGGUGGCCUAGGAGCUCAUCGGAGGGACCUGGUUUUUGGACUGGAGCUGCGACAGGUGGCCUGGUGGGCUAUCUGUUCGGAAACAGGGGCAC
Messenger RNA from Rhipicephalus microplus (southern cattle tick), 629 nucleotides. Its product is annotated as store-operated calcium entry-associated regulatory factor-like. Gene Ontology annotation, cellular component: endoplasmic reticulum membrane. Gene Ontology annotation, biological process: regulation of store-operated calcium entry. Lineage: Eukaryota; Metazoa; Arthropoda; Arachnida; Ixodida; Ixodidae. The record is from RefSeq and is a predicted model, not a curated record.